GUAUAUUUUCUUUAUAGAUUAGCAUGGUCCAAUUAAACAAGGCAAUCAAAUCAAAUUUGAAAAAAAUAAUAAUAAAAAAUUCAUAUUAAAUCAUAUUAGAUUAGAAGAAAUAAAUUUAGAUUAUACUAGAUAAAUAAAAAUAAGGUGAAAAAAACAUAACGUAACAUAGACGCGCAUGAGCAUGAGAGUGGGAAAAGAGAGCAUAGGAUCCGCAACGUCCUCGUUAGACCGCACCUAACAUCAUGAAUUUCCUACGUCCCCACCAUCCCAACCUUCACCUCAGUAAUCUCACUUUCAACAGAUUUAAUAAUAAUUUAAUUAAAAUACUAGAAAAAUGACAAAUUAAGUGCAUUGACAAUUAGAUUUGUACUAACCAUAAUCUCCCAAAUACCACUGUCCAAAUUACAAUUUCAGCACCUACUAAAAAGUCAGCUCAUUUGUGUCAUCAUUUCUUUUUCUAAAUCCACCCUAUAAAAUUACAAAUAUGAAAAAAAAACUUUCUUUUUAAGUCAAUUUGUACAACCCAAUUUGCCUGUUUAUUCUUACUAAAACCUCUGUGUUUUCUUCUCUAUACUAGAUUCUAUCCACAUUAUUUUUUCAGUUUGGAUAUCCGAAUUUUCGGAUUUUCAAUUUUGUAACGCGGGGUCAAAUGUUUUUUUUUUUUAUUAUUUUUUUUUUUAAAGGGUGUUGGUUUGUUAAAGAUGUUUAAUUUCUUCCAUUAGAAGGCAAUUGUAGAAGAAGAUUAUUAAAGGUGUAUACAGUAAAAAUCAACAAAUUUUUUCUUUCUCUCUCUCCUCAUUUAAUAAACUUUUUGCCCACAAAAAUUGCUCAACUACUCCUGCUACUACUACUCUACCCCAUUUCAAGAUCUGGGAUUUGUUCUGAGUUGGGAUUGAAGUGAAAAUUGUCACUUCAAUUUGAAGUUGUUGUUAGUUGGGGUUUUUCAACUUUCUCGGUAAUAUUUCUGGGAAAUUAAUUUCAUUUUCCUGGGUUAUUGUGCUACUAUUUUUUUCAAUAAACAAUUAAUCUGGGGGGUUAGAAUUUCUUGAGCUGGGUUAUUUUUUUAGGUUAUAAUUUCCCUUAUUUCAUGGUCUUUGAAUGUGAUUACAGAUCUCAGUGGGGUGUACUACUUGUAUGCUUAAUUGCUUCAAUUAUAAGUUGCUUAUUUUGCGGAAUUAAUGUAAUAUUUUUGAUUUUGUGAAGUGGGUAGUUUUUAAUUCAGUCAAAAAUCUCACAUUCAAACAAUUGGGGUUUCUGGGUUUUUGUGGGAUUUUCAUGAUUUGUGUAAUAGAAUAUCUGGGAAUUCUUUCUGUUUGGUAUAUUGGUGGAAAAUUUUGUUUCUUUGGUGAUUCAAGGUGAGAUUAUUGAGUCAGAUUUUCGGGUCGUUUUCGAAACCAGAUGGUUUGGAUUUGUCAAAAGAUUGAGUGACAAAUUUGGCAAUGGUGGCAAUGCAGGCUAUGUCAAUUACUUUCCUGAAGUGUGUGUUGUUGCUUUGGUUUGUGGUUUCCAUUCCUGGCUUCGAAACCAUUAGCCAGGCAUGCGAUUCAAAUGACCUCAUUGCUUUGAACCAUUUUGCUGGCAAUCUCACAAAUGCAGCAAAUGUGUUUGCUUGGGUCAACACCACCACCACAACCAAAUGCUGUGAAUGGGAUGGUGUUUCCUGUGAUAAUUCGAGUGCGAAUAAUAAUGUGUCUGCUGUAAGUAGGGUGAUCAGGUUGGUGUUGAGGAAUAAGGGUCUUAGAGGAGUGAUUUCGCGCUCCCUCGGUUACUUAGACCGGUUGGAGAUGCUUGAUCUUUCAGGGAACUAUCUUGAAGGUAGAUUGCCUGUUGAGCUGUCGAAUUUACGACAGAUGGUUAUCAUUGAUGUUAGUUUCAAUAAGUUAUCUGGGUCAGUUGUGGAAGCAUUUUCUGGGUUGGAAGGUGUUCAAACUGUGAAUCUUUCCAGCAAUUUUUUCAAUGGGACACUUACUGAUUUUGGGGUGUUCCCUAAAUUGGCAGUGUUCAAUAUAAGCAACAAUUCGUUCACUGGACAGGUGAAUCCCAGAAUUUGCAGUUCGAGUACGAUUAAGAUCAUCGAUAUUUCGAAGAAUCAGUUCACUGGUGUGCUUCAGAGCUUGGAGAAUUGUACAUCGUCUCUGGAGCAGUUGCACGCAGGCGAUAAUUCGCUUUCUGGUGAGCUUCCGAGCUUUAUCUAUGAUAUGUCUUUGUUGAAGCAGUUGUCAAUACCUUUCAACAAUAUCUCUGGUGAAAUAAGUGUUGAAAUCAGUAAGCUUUCCAACCUUACAAACUUGAUAAUUUCGGGAAAUCACUUUUCUGGCUUAUUUCCUGAUGCAUUUGAUAAGCUGACUAAACUAGAACAAUUCAUUGCACCUUCAAAUAUGUUUUCUGGGCCAUUGCCCUUGAGCCUAUCUCAGUGCACUAGGCUUCGGGUGCUUGAUCUUAGAAACAAUUCUUUCUCUGGCUCUAUCGGACUUGAUUUUACAGGACUAUCGAGUCUUACUGUACUUGAUCUUGCCAGUAAUUUUCUGAAUGACACCAUUCCAACUUCACUUUCUAGUUGCAAGAAACUGAGAACGUUAAGCAUGGCUAAGAAUGAGUUACAUGGUGAGGUACCGGAAAGCUUUGGAAACCUUGAAUCUCUUUCCUUUCUGUCAAUGUCAAACAAUAGCUUGGUGAACUUGACAGGAGCAUUGUCAACCCUGCAGCAAUGCAAAAAUCUUAUAACACUUAUCCUCACUAGAAACUUCCAUGGUGAAGAAAUUCCGAGAAGUUUACCAGGGUUCGAUAAGCUAAGAGUUCUGGCACUUGGAAAUUGUGGUCUACAUGGUGAGGUUCCUUUUUGGUUACAGAAUUGUGAUAAGUUAGAAGUCCUUGAUUUGUCGUGGAAUCACUUAAAUGGGAGAAUUGCUUCUUGGAUUGGGCAGAUGGAAAAUUUGUUCUACUUGGAUUUCUCUAAUAAUUCGCUUUCUGGGGAGAUUCCAAAAACGUUAAUGCAGCUCAGUAGCCUGAUCAAUCCGCGUAGUUUUUCAUCAGAUCCUUCUUCGAUCAAUGGCAUCCCACUUUAUGUGAAGAGAAACAGCUCUUAUGGCUUGCAGUAUAACCAACUCUCCAGCUUUCCACCUUCUCUAUAUUUGAGCAACAACAGAUUUAAUGGGAUUAUACCAGUCGAGAUAGGGCAGUUGAAGCAACUCCAUGUGCUAGAUUUCAGCAAAAAUAACAUCACAGGGACCAUUCCUGAUUCUAUAUCGAACAUGCCGAAUCUUGAGGUCUUAGAUUUGUCCUUCAAUGACCUAUACGGAUCAAUACCUCGAUCACUUGAUAAACUCUCAUUCCUUUCGAAAUUUAGUGUUGCACAUAAUCAUUUACAGGGACAAAUACCAUCAGGAGUACAGUUUCAGGGCUUUCCAAACUCAAGCUUUGAGGGCAAUCUUGGCCUUUGUGGGUCAACUCAAGCUCCUCCUUGUAACAAUGACCACAAUAUGAAUAUUCCUUCUGAUUCAAGCAAUAAAUUAGGUAGAAGAAGCAUUAUUGGGAUAAUAAUAAGUGUUGGUGUUGGUAUUGCCUUGCUCUUGGCAGUCCUUUUGCUGAAAAUGUCCAGGAGAGAUGCUCGAGCUUCUUCGGUUGAUUUUCUAGAUGAAGAGAAUGGCCGGCCUCCAAGACUGUCUGAAGGGUUUACUACUGCAAAAUUAGUGCUUUUCCAGAACUCAGAUUGCAAGGAUCUAACAGCUGGGGAUUUGCUGAAAUCCACUGAUAAUUUCAGUCAGGCAAAUAUUAUUGGUUGUGGUGGAUUUGGUCUAGUAUACAAGGCUAGCCUUCCGGAUGGCAGUAAAGUUGCUAUCAAGAGGCUUUCUGGGGAUUGUGGUCAAAUGGAGCGUGAAUUUCGUGCAGAAGUGGAAGCUUUAUCAAAGGCUCAGCACAAGAAUCUUGUUUCCUUGCAAGGCUACUGUCAGGUUGGUGAUGACAAAUUGUUGAUCUACUCUUUCAUGGAGAAUGGAAGCUUGGACUAUUGGUUGCACGAGUGUAUUGAUGGUGGGUCAGCCCUUAAUUGGACUGCAAGAUUGAGAAUAGCUCAAGGUGCUGGUCAUGGCUUAGCAUACCUCCAUAAGGUUUGUGAGCCAAAUAUAGUCCACCGAGACAUAAAAUCUAGCAAUAUUCUUCUUGAUGAGAAAUUUGAAGCCCAUUUGGCAGAUUUUGGAUUGUCAAGAUUUCUUCGUCCUUAUGAUACCCAUGUAACAACAGAUUUGGUUGGAACUCUCGGCUAUAUACCUCCUGAAUAUAGCCAGACAUUAACUGCUACCUUCAAAGGUGAUGUUUACAGUUUUGGCGUUGUCCUUUUGGAGCUUCUUACUGGCAGGAGACCCGUUGAAGUCUGCAAAGGGAAAAAUUGCCGGGAUCUGGUGUCAUGGGUGUUUCAGAUGAAAUUAGAGAAGAAAGAAGAGCAAGUGAUAGAUCCAUUCAUUUGGGACAAAGAUCGGGAGAAGCAACUAUUGGAGGUUCUGUGUAUUGCCUGCAGGUGUUUGGAUCAAAAUCCAAGGAACAGGCCUUCCAUAGACCAAGUUGUUUUAUGGCUUGAUGCCAUUGGUGCCGGUUAAAAGUGUUAUAAAAUGUAGAUUUUACUUAGUUUCAGGCGAUAAUACCUUUAAUUCUGUAAAGAGGCUAUAGUAUUGUAUCAAGAUUGGGUAGCUUAAGUUUUCUUUGCAGUAAUUCACUCUAUACAAACAAAGCAUAAUCCUUUAUAUACUUAGGCCAAUUUGGUCACUUCUAUUGGAAAUAAACUUAAGUUUUUCCAAUUGUUCCUUA
Messenger RNA from Chenopodium quinoa (quinoa), 4800 nucleotides. RefSeq names its product phytosulfokine receptor 2-like. The record is from RefSeq and is a predicted model, not a curated record. Gene Ontology annotation, molecular function: protein kinase activity; receptor serine/threonine kinase binding; ATP binding. Gene Ontology annotation, biological process: protein phosphorylation. Bases 1440 to 4592 code for a protein of 1050 amino acids. NCBI's taxonomy places the organism in Eukaryota, Viridiplantae, Streptophyta, Magnoliopsida, Caryophyllales, Amaranthaceae. The transcript has a single exon.